Molecule: messenger RNA, 1404 nt
Organism: Alosa sapidissima (American shad)
Lineage: Eukaryota; Metazoa; Chordata; Actinopteri; Clupeiformes; Clupeidae
Exons: 6
Coding region: 36-1097 (353 amino acids)
Biological process (GO): response to bacterium
Source: RefSeq, a predicted model, not a curated record
UGCUCAUUUGACAUUGAGACAAGAGGGGAAGAACAAUGACCGGCCUAAGCUUACAGCCCAAAAUGAUGAGACAUUUUAUGACAAUUUGUGUGUUUUGCAAACUUUACAUGGUGCAGACAGAGAUUCCUCAGCAGUCUGGACCCUUAACCAGAGCUCACAUUGAUGAAAAUGUUACCCUGGAGUGUUCCUUCUCAGCGCAUCUUAAAUCAAAUCGCUUUUACUGGUUCAAACAGACAGUAGGACACAGACCCUCUAUUGUGGUACAGUCACAAGCGCACGGUUCCACAGCAUACUCUCAAGGUUUUGAAAAUGGACGUUUCAAACUUGACAAAGGAGGGUUACGCUUCCAUCUGAUCAUUGAAAAUGCUAGUCGCUCAGAUGAGGGAAUGUACUUCUGUGGAAUGAAAUUAUUAUAUGGCAUCAUAUUUGGAAAUGGAACAUUUUUGUCAAUUGAAGGUGAGCAGUGGUCUGCUACUGAAAGAGUGGUCCAAGCCCCAAUACCAGACCCAGUUUAUCAAGGAGAUUCAGUGACUCUGCAGUGCACAGUAAGGAUGGAGAAACGAACAGAGGAGUACAGAGUGCUCUGGUUCAGAAGAUCUGCAGGAGAAUCCCAGCCAGGUCUUAUUUACUCUCCCACAAACAGGAGCCGCGAGUGUGAGGAUCACUGUGUCUACAGGCUUCCCAAGAGCAAUCUCACUCUCUCUGACAGUGGAGUCUAUUACUGUGUUGUGGAUAUAUGUGGUCAUGUCAUUUUUGGAAAUGGAACAGUACUGGAAAUUAGAUCCUUGGCAUUAUUUAAUACCGUGGUGAGUUUGGGAGCUAUACUGGGCUUAUGCAUUUGUCUUGGACUGUAUCUGGUGUGGCAAAACACAAGAGAGUGUAAGCACUGCAAAGGGAAAUGUGCUCAAGCAGCUGAACCAGCUGAAUCUCCUUUGAACCAAUUUGAAACACAGGGUGGGGGUGCUGACCUUACGGUGGUUAAUUAUACAGCUCUUCAUUUGUCAGAGAGGAAACCCAAAGCAGGAAGAAAGAGAGAGACAUUGACACAUGGUGGUGUGUAUUCUGAUGUGCGGUACCAUGAACAACAGGCCUUCUAAUAGAACCUAGCCUAGUGGUAAGGCCUUCUAAUAGAACCUGGCCUAGUGGUUAGGCCUUCUAAUAGAAACUGGCCUAGUGUUUAGGCCCUCUAAUAGAACCUGGUCUAGUGUUUAGGUCUUCUAAUAGAACCUGGCGUAGUGUUUAGGCCUUCAUGCAUCUAUGUCUCUGGACUUUUUUACAUUCUGAAACAUGUAUGUUUUGCAAUACAUAGAAAUUCAGUGUUCACUAAAAGAAGAUAUUUUAUUUUGUGUACAGCUGUAUACACUUAUAAAGACUAAAUGAAAUAAAGUUGUAUUUUAUAAUAAA